Messenger RNA from Closterium sp. Yama58-4, 1074 nucleotides. Lineage: Eukaryota; Viridiplantae; Streptophyta; Zygnematophyceae; Desmidiales; Closteriaceae. The record is from the annotation of a GenBank genome assembly.
AUGGUCUUCUCGAGCACGUACUUGCACGACUCGGGCAGGCUGGUAGCAGUGGUGGUCAGGUGGGACGAUCUGGAGCUGCUUCUCAUAGCUGCAUAUCUGCCAGCGCGGCCGAAGAACAGCGCGCCUUUUUACAGGGACUGCCUGGGCCCGUUUCUGAACACUCUUCCGGACCUGAAGAACAUUCUGGCAAAGAAGAAGGGUGUCAGGGAGAAGGUGAAGCAGGUGCUGCGUGACGCCGGUGGCGAUCUGGCAGUUUUACUCCUGAGGCUGUCGUCCUGUUUGAGGGCUUAUUCGCGAGAAGAAACGAAGCGGAUUAAUGCGACUAAAGCGCAUCUGGAGCGGGAGGUGGAGGUGUUCCGCAGCAGAUUGUCGCGGAAACCGGGGUGUCAGCGUACAGGGGCAAUUCUGCUCAAGAAGGAAGAGCUGCUGAAUGCAUAUGAGAAGCGUCACAUGGAGAAACUGCAGGCGUGGGCAGGCAUUAAAUGGGAGCUGGAUGGAGAGGCGACGUCAGGCUUUAUGACUGGGAAAAUUAAAACGCGAAAGUCGAAAACAGAGGUUCAUGAGGUUAAGCUCAAAGGGAAAGUUUUUACCGAAGUACUGGUGGCAGCGACAGAGUUCUUUGAGGACGACGGCGAUGAUUCGGACGAAGGGGUCGUGGAGUUGCCCCCCCUGCAAUGUACUAUCAGCGAAGCGACUAAGGAGGCCCUCAGAGCACCGUGGUCGGGGGAGGAGGUGCAGACGGCGGUGCGCGAGCUGGCCUCGGCCUGGGCGGAGGGGCUGCACAGGGAGACAGGCACACGGGUUCACGUGAAUGGCUGGACUGGUGAUAUAGUCGCGGUUAAAAAAGGGGUGCGGCAAGGGUGUCCCCUGGCCCCGUUCCUUUUUCUUUGCGCGGUGGAGCCGUUGUGCGAAGAGCUGACGAAGUGCAAGCUGGGCUUUGGCCGGAGAGACACGGGGAAACUGGCUUACUUGGGGUAUGCAGAUGACACGUCGCUGCUUACUUGGGGUGCGGAGCAGGUGUCAGUAGCAGCAGGGGUAUUGGACGAGUUCGGCAAGAAAUCGGGCCAAAAGUGA